UUGUUGCGCGCAAGUCUGACUUAAUUUACAGGUGGUGGUGGCUGUUUAUCGAUAAGUUUAAAGUUUUUCAAUUUAAAAGCGUGAUAGUGCCUUUUAAGUCCUAUCCUUAUUGAUUGGUUAAUAGUGAUUAUAAACUCUAAUGAAAGUAAUUAAAAUAUGUAUUCCAUGUCUGUAAAACUCGUAAUAUGGACCGUUAAAGCGUUCCUCGAGGUAAUCUAUACCCCUAUUUUUCUCAUUCGUCUCUUCAAAAAGCCACGAAAAUGUCCCCUCAUCAGCAACAAACUUCUCCUUUUGCCGGCAACCGAAUUAGCCAAACGCAUCCGUAAAAAACAGAUUCCCAGCACGGAAGUUGUCAAAGCUUACAUCUCUCGAAUCGAAGAAGUCAACCCUAUCAUCAACGCCGUUCUGGAAGCCCGAUUUGAAAAAGCACUCGAAGAGGCAAAGCAAGUCGAUAAACUGUUGCAAGAGACCGACCUCAGCGAGGAGCAAUUGGAAGAGAAAUAUCCCCUGUUAGGAGUCCCGAUCACUAUUAAGGGGAGCAUCGCUGUUGCAGGAAUGGUACAUAGUGCAGGGAGAGUCGAUCAUAAUGUGGUAGCGCCAAUCGAUGGAAUCCCUGUUAGGCAUGUCAAAGGAGCGGGGGCUAUACCUCUCCUCACAUCCAACGUCCCGGAGCUUUGCAUGAACUGGGAGACCAAAAAUAAGCUCAUCGGGAGGACGGCAAACCCUUAUAACAGCGUCAGGACUUGUGGAGGCUCCUCCGGAGGAGAAGCGAGCCUUAUCGGCUGUGGGGCCUCUCUCCUAGGCCUGGGUUCUGACAUAGCCGGCUCAUUGCGAUUACCAGCGCAUUAUUGCGGUGUCUGGGGGCACAAACCUAGCCCUCACGUCGUUUCCUCCGAGGGCCAUUACCCCGAUUGUAAAAACAAAGAAGAAUGGAAUAAAGUUUUCACGAUAGGACCUAUGGCAAGAUACGUCUCUGAUUUAAAAAUUCUUUUGAACAUCAUAGCAGAACCUGAAGCUCGAAACUUGCUGAGAUUAAAUGAAACGGUAGAUGUUAAGAAAAUUAAAAUCUAUUAUAUUUAUGCUGUGGCGUCUCCAUUGCCAAAUCACGUUAAUACCGAUGUGGUUAGUACUAUUGAGAAAGUUCGAACGCAUUUUGAUAUUCUCUGUGAUUCAAAUUGUACAAAAGUUGAUUUUCCACGUAUGAGGCAUUGUAUAGAGGCGUCUUACAUGCGAUUGUUGUGUCUCGAAGACGUUGAUAAUAUUUUUGAGGGUAGUAGAGGCGAUGGAGCUUAUUUGGAAUUACUCCGCUAUUUAGUCUGUCAAUCCAAACACGAAUUCACUUCAAUUGGCUACGGUUUGGUCCGCCGCAACUUCCACUUAAUUCCCCCAAAAAUAAUAAAUAAAGUUCACAAAUAUUUAGACGAUUUGCGUAACGACUUUCUCAGAAUUUUGAAAGACAACGCAGUUAUGAUCCUACCAACAAGUCCCUGCGAAGCCACUCAUCACGGCGACGUAUUUCGAAAAAUGUUCAAUCCGGGCUAUUUAUCGAUUUUUAACACGUUGGGGUUUCCAGUGACGAAUUGUCCAGUCGGGUUUAAUAAAAAUGGAUUACCGAUUGGGAUACAAGUCGUGGCAGCUCCAAAUUGUGAUAGAUUAACUCUGGCUGUGGCAGAAGAGUUAGAAAAAGCCUUCGGUGGAUGGAAAUUUAAUUAAUUGUUUGUAAAGAGAAUAAGACUUGAAAUAAAUUAUUAUCUUGUAAA
Molecule: messenger RNA, 1760 nt
Organism: Tribolium madens (black flour beetle)
Lineage: Eukaryota; Metazoa; Arthropoda; Insecta; Coleoptera; Tenebrionidae
Product: fatty-acid amide hydrolase 2-B-like
Exons: 6
Coding region: 157-1713 (518 amino acids)
Source: RefSeq, a predicted model, not a curated record